Aspergillus chevalieri is the source of this 1230-nucleotide messenger RNA. RefSeq lists its product as uncharacterized. The transcript has 2 exons. NCBI's taxonomy places the organism in Eukaryota, Fungi, Ascomycota, Eurotiomycetes, Eurotiales, Aspergillaceae. Gene Ontology annotation, molecular function: transmembrane transporter activity. Gene Ontology annotation, cellular component: fungal-type vacuole membrane. Gene Ontology annotation, biological process: transmembrane transport. The record is from RefSeq and is a predicted model, not a curated record. The coding region runs from base 1 to 1230 and encodes 409 amino acids.
AUGGCACACCCCGAAGGAGGUCUCAUCGCUAACCUCGUCGUCCUAGGCAGCUUCUGCUCCAUCACCGGCGGUCUAGGGCUAAUGAACAGCAUCGGCAUCUACCAAGCCUACAUCAGCACGCACCAACUCUCCUCCCUUUCGCAUUCCCAAAUCAGCUGGAUUUUCGGCGUCUACAACUUCCUCAUCUUCUUCGGCGGCUUGCAAAUCGGCCCUAUCUUCGAUGCCAAGGGGCCUCGUGCCCUCAUGUGGAUAGGCUCGGGAUUGCUUGUGGUCAUGUUUGUAGCCCUGGGUUUCUGCGAGAAGUACUGGCACUUCUUCGUUGUACUGGGGGUCCUCGGUGGUAUCGGCACAUCAUUCAUCUUCAUCGUCCCUGUCGCUAGUAUCGGACAUUUCUUCCUACGGCGUCGCGGCGCAGCGACAGGCCUAGCAAUGGCCGGAGGUAGUAUCGGUGGAGUAAUCUUCCCAAUUAUGUUGGAAAAGCUAGCGCCAAAAAUAGGCUUCGCCUGGGCCACGCGAGCCAUCGGGCUAGUAACCCUCGUCCUCCUCUUCAUCGGCUGUCUCCUCGUCCGCGGCCGGCAACCUGAGCCCUUACCGUCUCCGGAAUCCCCGCCCGAGAAACCUAAACCCAAACACGAAUUGAUCAGAUCCCUCCUCCCCGACCUGACCAUCCUUGCAAACCCGCUCCUAGCCCUGACAACUGCUGGCGUCUUCCUCAUCGAAUGGGGCUUUUUCAUUCCCCUCGAAUACAUAACCUCGUACGCCCUCUACUACUCCAUAUCCCCGGACCUCGCUUACUUGAUGGUCGUUUUCUUCAAUGCGGGUUCCUUCCCCGGUCGGUGGAUCCCUGGCAUCCUCGCUGAUAAAGUCGGGCGGUACAAUAUGCUGAUUUAUACAAAUGUGCUGGCUCUGGUUGCGGUGUUGGGGAUCUGGAUGCCAGCGCAGGGGAAUGUGGCUGCGACGAUUGUGUUCGCGGUAGUGUUUGGGUUUGCGAGUGGGAGUAAUAUUAGCCUUGUGCCGGUUUGUGUGGGCGAGUUGUGUCCGACGGAGGCGUAUGGGCGGUAUUAUACGACUGUCUAUACGAUUGUCAGCUUGGGGGCUUUGACUGGGGUUCCGAUUGCUGGGGAGAUUAUUCAAAGGACUAAUGGGGAAUACUGGGGGUUGAUUGCGUUUGCUGGAUGCUCGUAUGCAGCUGGGCUAUUGUGCUUUAUCGCUGUUAAGCUCCUACAAUGA